CGAAAAUAAAGAAGCGUUUACAUUUAUAUUCAACAAAGAAGUCAUUUCAACCGACAACCUCUGGUGCACUGUGUUUCCAAGAUGAACCGAUACACAACCAUGAGACAGCUGGGGGACGGCACCUACGGGAGCGUGCUGAUGGGCAAGAGUAACGAAUCUGGGGAGCUGGUGGCCAUCAAAAGAAUGAAGAGAAAGUUCUAUUCUUGGGAUGAAUGUAUGAACUUGAGAGAAGUUAAGUCUCUGAAGAAACUCAAUCAUGCCAAUGUGAUUAAACUUAAAGAAGUUAUCAGAGAAAAUGACCAUCUCUAUUUUAUAUUUGAAUAUAUGAAAGAAAACCUCUAUCAAUUAAUGAAAGACAGAAACAAGCUGUUCCCUGAGUCAGUCAUCAGAAAUAUUAUGUAUCAAAUAUUGCAGGGGCUGGCAUUUAUCCAUAAACAUGGUUUUUUUCAUAGGGAUAUGAAACCAGAAAACUUGCUUUGUAUGGGUCCAGAACUUGUGAAAAUUGCUGAUUUUGGACUUGCAAGAGAAUUAAGAUCACAGCCACCAUAUACUGAUUAUGUAUCUACCAGAUGGUAUCGUGCCCCUGAAGUUUUAUUAAGAUCUUCAGUGUACAGCUCUCCCAUUGAUAUAUGGGCUGUUGGGAGUAUAAUGGCUGAACUAUAUACAUUAAGACCACUUUUCCCAGGGACAAGUGAGGUCGAUGAAAUCUUUAAGAUUUGCCAAGUUUUAGGGACUCCCAAAAAAAGUGACUGGCCAGAAGGGUACCAGCUUGCAUCCUCUAUGAACUUCCGUUUUCCCCAGUGUGUUCCUAUAAACCUAAAAACUCUUAUUCCCAAUGCCAGUAAUGAAGCGAUUCAGCUUAUGACUGAAAUGUUGAAUUGGGAUCCGAAGAAGCGACCAACAGCAAGUCAGGCAUUGAAACACUCGUAUUUUCAAGUUGGUCAAGUACUAGGCCCUUCCUCACAUCAUCUGGAAUCGAAACAAUCUUUAAAUAAGCAGGGGCAACCACUAGAAUCAAAGCCAUCUUUAGGGGAUCUAGAAUUGAAGCCCCUGCCAGACAUAAAUGACCAGACGGUCAGACAGCCCCAACCGAAGAACAGCCACCAGCCACUGGAGUCCAUCCAGCCGCCCCAGAACACGAGUGUCCAGCCAGCGCCAAAGCAGCCGGGACAGCAGAAACAGCCGCAAACACUGUUUCCAAGUAUUGUCCGAACCAUGCCGACCAAGCCAAAUGGCACACUGGGUCAUAAAAGUGCUAGGAGGCGUUGGGGUCAGACUGUGUUCAAGUCUGGAGAUAGCUGGGAAGAAUUUGAGGACUGUGAUCUCGGAGCCUCCCAUUCCAAGAAGCCAAGCAUGAACAUAUUCAAAGAAAAGAGGAAAAAAGAUUCUCCAUUUCGGCUUCCAGACUCCAUCCCCUCCAGCUCCCACCACUCCGCAGGGGAAAACAAGAGCUUACCUGCUGCUUUUCCCCUAAAAUCUGAUCCUGAACUGUCAACGGCCUCAACAGCUAAACAGUACUACCUGAGGCAAUCAAGAUACCUUCCAGGUGUAAAUCCCAAGAAUGUGUCCUUGGUAGCCAGUGGAAAGGAUAUAAAACCAUAUACUUGGAGUACUCAGUUAUUUCCUAAGUCAUUGGGACACGUGGGGGCAGAACUUGCUUUCAAAAGGAGUAAUGCAGAGGAAAGCAUAAUUAAACCAAUUGAAAAACUAUCAUGCAAUGAAAGUUUUCCUGAAAAAUUAGAGGACUCACAAGGAAAUCUUGGAAGCUAUGCUACUUACAAUCAGUCAGGAUAUAUUCCUUCCUUUCUCAAAAAAGAAGUGGGCUCAGCUGGCCAGAGGAUACACUUAGCACCUCUCACUGCAACAACAUCAGAAUAUACCUGGAACACAAAACCUGGUCGGGGGCAGUUUUCAGGACGUACUUACAAUCCUACGGCCAAGAAUCUAAAUAUUGUGAACCGUGCACAGCCGGUUCCCUCGGUGCAUGGAAGGACAGACUGGGUGGCCAAGUAUGGCGGCCACCGGUAGGAGUCUCGUGUGAAGCCCCGCAGCACUGCUCCAAGGAGCCCUGCAAGUCCCCUGACCCUAGGAAAUGUCUACAGAUGUCAUGUCUAUUUCUACUGAGUUCUGGAAGGAAUAUGCAGUAGUGGGUACUUUGAAGAGCAAAAACCAUCUCCUAUUUUCUUUCCUAGAAAUGAAAUGCAUAUUCUUAGCAUUGGUUGCCCACAGUGCUCAUAUACGGGUAGGACUUUACAAAGUAUUGAAUAAAGUAUUUGCCAAAGUAUCAAGUAUUUGAUCUACAAAUUAAUAGUUACUAAGUAUGGUAAGAAUCCUUUUUUUUU
Messenger RNA from Lontra canadensis (Northern American river otter), 2342 nucleotides. It is a transcript of the gene MAK, whose product is annotated as male germ cell associated kinase. Gene Ontology annotation, molecular function: protein serine/threonine kinase activity; ATP binding. Gene Ontology annotation, cellular component: cilium; nucleus; cytoplasm. Lineage: Eukaryota; Metazoa; Chordata; Mammalia; Carnivora; Mustelidae. The record is from RefSeq and is a predicted model, not a curated record. The transcript is spliced from 14 exons. The coding region runs from base 82 to 2028 and encodes 648 amino acids. Gene Ontology annotation, biological process: intracellular signal transduction; protein phosphorylation; intraciliary transport.